Molecule: messenger RNA, 2535 nt
Organism: Calypte anna (Anna's hummingbird)
Lineage: Eukaryota; Metazoa; Chordata; Aves; Apodiformes; Trochilidae
Gene: BLNK
Product: B cell linker
Exons: 23
Coding region: 255-1916 (553 amino acids)
Biological process (GO): intracellular signal transduction; cell surface receptor protein tyrosine kinase signaling pathway
Cellular component (GO): cytoplasm
Source: RefSeq, a predicted model, not a curated record
CGGGACUGAAGGGGCCGGUCCGGGCUUCCCGAACACCGGGUCCCUCCUUUGCCAGCGCUUGCAAGUGGGACGGAGAGAGGCUUCAACAGCUCGGCACGGCCGCGAUUUAACCUACCGGAGCCUUUGCUGGUAGGCAAGUUUCUGCUGCCCCGCGAGUCCUGGCACCAGGAGGGAGCCGAGCCCGGGAGCAGGAAGUGGCCGCGCCGACAGGUGCCGGGAGGAGCGCAGUGUGUCCGCGUAGGGCAGCGCGGAGCAUGGACAAGCUGAACAAGCUGACAGUGCCGGCCGGGGAGCAGUUCAGGAAGCUUCAAAAGAUGGUGCAUGACAUCAAGAAGAAUGAAAGUGGGAUAAUAAACAAGUUCAAAAAGUUCCAAAAUGAACAAGUGGCCUUAAUUUGCAAAACUGGGAAAGAUACUUGGGAUCGGUUUAAAAAAAAAACUCCACCAAGUUUACCACGAAGGGAUUAUGCUUCAGAACAUGCAGACAAUGAAGAGGAACAAUGGUCAGAUGAUUUUGACAGUGAUUAUGAAAAUCCAGAUGACCACUCUGACUCUGAGAUGUAUGUGGUCCCCAGUGAAGAGAAUCCUGAUGACAGCUAUGAGCCACCUCCAAGUGAACAGGAGAUAAAGAAGAUUCCAUCCUCAUUCCCUAUUUCUAGGGGCGAAUAUGCAGACAAUCGCACCAAUCACCAGCAGCUUCAUUCCAUCAGCAAACCUCUCCCAUGUGUACCCAGUCCAGCCACAUCCAGGCCAAAGAAACCAUCCCUGCCUGUGCCAUCUGCUGCUGUGAAACCAAAAGUACCACCAAAGCCAAAGGAGUGUAGUGAUGAUGAGGAUAAUUACAUUGUGCCAGUAGACAAUGACGACGAUAACUAUAUCGAACCCACAGAAAGCAGCAUGUCACUACCUACAAGAUCUCCUGUGAACAGAUUUAUGAAGACAACCAAGUCAGCCCUCCCUAAUUCUCCAAAGCCUUCUCUAACUUCUGAUAUGCAAGAAGUCUAUGAGGUUCCUGAAGAAGAGGAAAAACCAUCACCACCACUGGUUGCCAGGUUCACAAAGCCACUUCCAUCUAUGCCUGCUCAGAACACAGAGCACUCCCACGUGCAAAGCAUGACUAGAGAGUCACCUAAGCUAGAUACUUCCAGAUAUAUUUUGCCUCUUCCCAGAAAUCGCCUUCAUCCAAAAACAGACCAUGAUGCAAGCAGUAAUAAUGAAAAUCACAGCUUCAACAACACACAAGGAACCAGAUUUUCUGCUGGAGUAGCUCCAUCUCCAUUACCAAGGGGCCUAAAGAAAACUUCUAAUGCAGUGAAUUCACCAAAACCAUGUUUACCUUCCAGAGAGACUUUAACUGCAAAUGAAGAAAAACCUACAGCAGCAGAACGGCGACGAAGUUCCAAUCAAGAGCUUCCACUUCCACCCCUUCCAAGUGAUGCCCAAAAGCCUUUUCUCCACAAGUCCUCAAUUCUGCCAAAAGUGCCUGAAGCUGCAAACUGUUCUCUGGGUACUUCCCCGCACAGCAGCAUUUCAUCUAGUUCAAGUACUGCAGACCAGGAUGCUGGUGUUCAUAGUAAAGCAUGGUAUGCUGCUAUCUGUGAUAGGAAAAUGGCAGAAGAUGCAUUGUACCGAUCAAACAAGGAUGGAUCGUUUUUAAUAAGAAAGAGUUCUGGACAGGAUUCGCGACAACCAUACACACUGGUUGUGUUUUACAACAGAAGAGUAUACAACAUUCCUAUACGAUUUAUAGAAUCUACAAAGCAAUAUGCACUGGGCAGAGAAAAAAGUGGUGAAGAGCGCUUUGACAGUGUUGCUGAAAUAGUAGAGAAUCACCAGCGUACCUCCCUGGUUCUAAUUGACAGCCAAAACAACACAAAAGACUCAACAAAACUGAAACACAUUGUAAGAGUUUCUUAAUCAAACCAAAUUGCUAAAACGAAGACUUUAAAAAUAAUUUUUCAAGAUUCCAAAGCAUGUGGAUCGGGUAUUAAAAAAAGAAAGUCUAAAAAGAUGCACUUUAAGAGCACCUAGCAAGAGAUGGUAUUCACUAUAUUCAACCUCACAUCACUUUUAUUGGAGGAGGACUCAUAUUUAACAAAAGCAACCAAAGCAGGUAUGGUUCAUCUGUAACUUCCAUCUAUAACAGCACCUGUGUUCAGUCACAUGAGGAACAACUGCAUACCACAUCCUGGUCCUUUGACUGCUAUUUGAAGAUAAAUUUCCUGCAAGACAUUUUCACGUUGAGAAUACCCACAGUGAUUUUUCUAUUUGUUAUGUUGACCACAGAUCACUGCUUCAGCCAUUUCUUUGUGAAGUGCACAGGCCCAGAAGUUAGUGCAACUCAACCUAAUGUACUACAGUGUACAAGCUGAAAACAGGACUAUACUUCAUGUGAUUAGUGGCAGUAAGACCGUCCGAAUGUUUUAGAUUACCAGAGGUGCUGUCCUGUUCCUCAGCUUUAUUCUGUUUCAGUAAUAUUUUUGUUUGUAUUUUCAAAUGUGCAAAUAAAAUUUAAAAUAUCAAGUCAACAGUGUAU